Umbelopsis ramanniana AG is the source of this 276-nucleotide messenger RNA. RefSeq lists its product as uncharacterized. Gene Ontology annotation, biological process: tubulin complex assembly; post-chaperonin tubulin folding pathway. Gene Ontology annotation, molecular function: beta-tubulin binding. The coding region runs from base 1 to 276 and encodes 91 amino acids. The transcript is spliced from 2 exons. The record is from RefSeq and is a predicted model, not a curated record. Lineage: Eukaryota; Fungi; Mucoromycota; Umbelopsidomycetes; Umbelopsidales; Umbelopsidaceae. Gene Ontology annotation, cellular component: cytosol; microtubule cytoskeleton.
AUGUCAUUCAGAGAACUGAAGAUCAAGACUAAUGUCGUGAAGCGCAUCAGCAAGGAGCAAAUCUCAUACGGCAAAGAAUUGGAAUCUCAGCAAAAGCGAAUAGAUAAGCUUAUUGCAGACGGAGCAGACGAGGCUGAUGUCCGCAAACAAAAAGAAGUAUUGGAGGAGACAGUACAGAUGAUACCUGACGUGAAACGUCGAUUGGCUGCUGCUGUUCAGGAACUCAGUACAAUGGUGGUAAGGAAGCUUUUCAAAAGAUGUUCAGGGUCCCUGUAA